AUGGACCAGAAUGAGGAAGCUGGGCUCGAGGAGCGCUUGAAAUCCGCUCUCUGGCUGGCCAUUGGAAAAAUCGUGGACGAAGAGACUAUCAAACUUGGUAUCAAUGCCACGCCUCAGUUUAUUGGGGCCUUGACGGAAUUAGUCUGGGCUCAGAUAGAGACGGUUGGCCAGGACUUGGAGUCGUUUUCCAAGCAUGCCGGCCGCUCGACCGUCAACGUCAACGAUGUCAUGCUCCUGGCACGCCGCAACGAGGGCUUGGAAUCCAUCUUACGCGCGUUCGUCGAGCAGCUACGUGAUCAGGGGGCCUGA
This is a messenger RNA of Aspergillus homomorphus CBS 101889, 309 nucleotides long. RefSeq names its product CENP-S family protein. The record is from RefSeq and is a predicted model, not a curated record. The transcript has 4 exons. Gene Ontology annotation, molecular function: protein heterodimerization activity; chromatin binding. NCBI's taxonomy places the organism in Eukaryota, Fungi, Ascomycota, Eurotiomycetes, Eurotiales, Aspergillaceae. Gene Ontology annotation, biological process: resolution of meiotic recombination intermediates; replication fork processing. Bases 1 to 309 code for a protein of 102 amino acids. Gene Ontology annotation, cellular component: Fanconi anaemia nuclear complex; FANCM-MHF complex.